AUGCUGACCAGUAAAAAAAAGACAGGGCAAAAAGAUCCAAAAAUAAAUACACACAAUAAUUCGUUUGGUUUCGUAUUUAAAAAAGAUCCAAACCCAAUAAUAUUUCCGAAUCGGAUCUAUCCAGUCCCCUCCAAGGAAAAGCUCUAUAAAUACAAGGAUCUUGCAGGGAAUAGAGAAAUUGUACCAAAUAUUGUGAAGCUUUUGGGGAUAAUAACUGGUGAAAGAUGGCUCCAACUCGCAACCAAGGCUGCUCGCAAGUCUGCUCCAACAACUGGAGGUGUGAAGAAGCCUCAUAGAUACAGACCUGGAACUGUUGCCCUUCGUGAAAUCCGCAAGUAUCAGAAAAGUACUGAACUUUUAAUCAGGAAACUGCCUUUCCAGAGGCUUGUUCGUGAGAUUGCUCAGGAUUUCAAGACAGAUCUGCGUUUCCAAAGCCAUGCAGUGCUGGCACUCCAAGAGGCAGCAGAAGCUUACCUUGUGGGACUGUUUGAGGACACCAACCUGUGUGCAAUUCAUGCCAAGCGUGUUACCAUCAUGCCCAAAGACAUUCAGCUUGCUAGGCGUAUCAGAGGGGAGAGGGCUUGAUUUGUCUUCUCAUUUAUGUUUGUGUUGCUUAAAUCUAAAUCUAGAUGUUAUGUUAUGUUUGAUAUUAAGCUUUCUAGUUUGUACCUCCUUAGUGCUAGUAUCAAGUUCUAUUGUUCUUGAGAUUCAUGUUGCUGGAUGAUAUUUUGGAGAUUAAUCGUUUGUUUAGCAUUGUGGUGUUUAUUGAUCUUUCUA
Molecule: messenger RNA, 777 nt
Organism: Lactuca saligna
Lineage: Eukaryota; Viridiplantae; Streptophyta; Magnoliopsida; Asterales; Asteraceae
Source: the annotation of a GenBank genome assembly